Prorocentrum cordatum is the source of this 1029-nucleotide messenger RNA. Lineage: Eukaryota; Dinophyceae; Prorocentrales; Prorocentraceae. The record is from the annotation of a GenBank genome assembly.
AUGGCGGCAGCGGGGGCGCCAGCUGCGGGAGCGGCGAGCGCAGCGACGGCAGCAGCCCCUGGCCGUUCGGCGCUCGGCGACCGCGCGCAGACGACGCUCGGAGCGGCAGCGGAGCUAGUGGCCAUGCUCGAGUCCCCAACCUUGGCCGCUGGGUCCGGAGAGUCUCGCACCCGAGAGUGGAAGAUUCAGUCGGCUCUCGAGGGGAGCUGCAGGACGCUCGACGGGGUUGCGGCUUUCCUUCGCCAUCCGCGCGGGGCGGAGGCUGUCGUCGCCAGUCAGCGGCGCUUGUUGGAGGAUGGUGCCGUGCCCAAGGCAGGCCUGCAGGAAGAUGACGAGGAGGUGCUCGGCAGCGACGGCAAGAACGAGGAGGCUGGCCCUAAACACCGCGUGGAGCUCGGCGCGCAGGUGGAGACCGUCGAGCUGGAGCCCAGGGAGGCCCAGGGCAAGCUCAAGCAGAAGUCCGCCUUGAGGGAGCUGCUGGGCGAGCAGGUACCGGAACUGCAGGCAGCCAGGAAAGAGCACAAGCAGCGCAUAGCGGACACGUGCAGGGAGAAGAAGCAGUUGGUGCAACAGUUGAACCACCAGGGGCUGGAGCACCACGAGUCCAAGGCGGGGAUUAAGCAGGUGAAGCACGAGGCACAAGAUCUCGCGAACAUGGUGGACGAGCAGCGGAUGAAGUACGCGCAGCUUGAGAAGGCCACGGGCGAGCAGCACAAGAUCGCCUCGCUCGCGGGGGUCCCCGCCUUCCCCGUCCUGCACAUCGUCGGCCAGACCCAGUCGUGCAACGUCGAGCAGCAGCAGCGCGACGACGACGCCCAGGAGACCAACGGCCAACCGCUGAGCUCCGCGGAGGGCCAGGGCAGCCAGCGGAACGCCGACGAGGCGAAGGUGAGCAUAUUGAACGGCCAGGUGAGCUCCACCGACGAGUAUACUCAGGUGGGCCUCGGCAGCCUGCAGAGCAUCGUGAAGAACCAGGGCAGUUCCCAGCACGCCUACGCGAAGGAGAAGAGUAACGGCGACGCGCUGUCG